Molecule: messenger RNA, 1407 nt
Organism: Colias croceus (clouded yellow)
Lineage: Eukaryota; Metazoa; Arthropoda; Insecta; Lepidoptera; Pieridae
Exons: 3
Coding region: 1-1407 (468 amino acids)
Biological process (GO): proteolysis
Molecular function (GO): aspartic-type endopeptidase activity
Source: RefSeq, a predicted model, not a curated record
AUGUCACCUGAUUAUCACCACCCAGGGGCCACGUGUAGGGAAUCCAUACUCCGGGUAUACUCCUACGGACGAAGGAGCCGUCUUCUCAGGCGACUAAAUAUCGCUCGCACGAUCUUCUGCGCAGCAGCUGCGUGUGAGCAGCAGCCCGGCUACCAGCGGCAGGUUCCACCAGGCGAGGAGCAUAGGCUGUCGUAUGUUAGUAAAUAUAAAUUAUGUCGAAAUUGCCUCAGCCAAGGGCAUCCUGUCAGUGACUGCCGCAUGGGUUCAUGUCGACAAUGCCAGCAAAAACACAACACUCUCCUCCAUAGUUCUAAUGAUGACGUCACUGCCAACUUCAGCACAGAUGAGCAAGUUGAACCAAACGAAUCUGUAGCAGCCUUUUCUAGACAAAUUUCCAAGCAUGUUCUCCUAUCUACAGCAUUGAUAGAAGUUUUCAAUCCUAUUAAUAAGCAGGUAGAAAAGGUUCGCGCUCUCUUGGAUUGUGGCAGCCAGUCUUCAUUUAUCACUAAAUCCCUGCAACGGAGAAUGUCACUAAGAACUUGCCCAUUGCAGGCAAUAAAUGUCAUUGGGAUUGGCAAUAAUUCUUCUAAUACAGUGUACGAAAGCUGUCUCACUCAAAUAAAAUCUCUAAAUAGCAACUACAGCGUUACUCUUUCGUGUCUUGUUCUCAACGAAUUGACGGGCCGCUUACCUAAGACCCCAGUUGAUAUUCAAGCUCUCAAAAUACCUAAUUCUCUUACUUUGGCGGACCCUGAGUUCUACAAGCCAGCUCCGAUUGAAGUUUUAAUUGGAGCAGAUAUCUUCUGGGACAUUCUAAACAGCGAACAGCUUUCUUUAGGUCCUAAUAAUCCUAAAUUGCAAAAUUCUAAAUUCGGCUGGAUAAUAGCUGGCCCAAUCAACAAUUAUUUUAGUAAAGAAACUAUUCAUUGCAAUCAUGCCAGAAUUGCAAACCCCACUUCUGACGAAAUUCACAAAAUGCUCACAAAAUUCUGGGAGCUUGAAGAGCUACCCCAAAAAACUGUUCGAAGUCAAAAUGACAUUGCAUGCGAAAAACACUUUCUAAACACCACCACCACUAGCUUAGAAAGUGGCAGAUUCUGUGUGAAGUUACCCCUAAAGGACUCACCUGACUGCCUCGGCGAUUCAUACUCUCAAGCUAAAAAACGAUUCCUAAAUCUUGAGAAAAGAUUUAGACGAAAUAAAGAACUAAAAUCGAAAUACGUUGAAUUCAUUCGUGAAUACGCUGAUAUGGGCCAUCUAUCUGAAUCACCUACUCUUAUUCCAAAUCCAUCACAUUUUUUGUGUCACCAUGCUGUCAUAAAGGAGAAUAGUGAAUCUACCAAACUCCGAGUAGUGGCUCAGCCCCCACAACCUCUGGCUUCUCUGUCAAUGACAUCCUCAUGGUAG